Messenger RNA from Pollicipes pollicipes, 565 nucleotides. Its product is annotated as nuclear receptor coactivator 2. Lineage: Eukaryota; Metazoa; Arthropoda; Thecostraca; Pollicipedomorpha; Pollicipedidae. Gene Ontology annotation, cellular component: nucleus. The record is from RefSeq and is a predicted model, not a curated record. Gene Ontology annotation, biological process: positive regulation of transcription by RNA polymerase II; cellular response to hormone stimulus. Gene Ontology annotation, molecular function: nuclear receptor binding; protein dimerization activity.
CUGCUGUGAUGGUUACCCGUGUCGUUAAUUUGCGCAUGUGCUGUGUUAUCGUAUACACGUGCGCCGCAAACGCACGGCACUAGGCGCCUCUGACGGCGUGCGUGUGCCGCCUCUCGCCGCAGGGUGAAAUGCUUGAAUGAAAAGCGGCGCCGGGAGCUGGAAAAUGCGUACAUCAGCGAGCUGGCUAACUUGAUCUCCACCACGGAUAUGGCCCAGAAUGGCAAGAAGGACAAGUGCGUAAUUCUACAGGAGACUGUCAAUCAGAUAAAGAAUAUUAAGGGCCAGCAGGACGGUGCGACUGAUGCUGUGCAACAGGGCGAAGUGAGCUCGUCUCGUCCUGCCAUAUCCGCCCACGACUUUGGUCCUCUGCUGCUGGAGGCCCUGGCAUCGUUCUUUUUCAUCGUCAACUCCGACUACCGGAUCGAGUACAUUACGGAGAACGUCACCGAGUUUUUAAAGUAUCGUCGCGAGGAGCUGCAAGGCGAUUCGAUCUUCAACUACAUCCACCUCGGCGACCACCACAGCUUCUCCAGCAUCCUGGUCCCGAUGAUACGCAGCACGUACG